This is a messenger RNA of Pocillopora verrucosa, 537 nucleotides long. Lineage: Eukaryota; Metazoa; Cnidaria; Anthozoa; Scleractinia; Pocilloporidae. The record is from RefSeq and is a predicted model, not a curated record.
AUGAAUGCAAAGGACUAUGGUAAGGAGGCUAAACGCCAACUAGACAAUGAAGAAUAUUACAAGAGAGUAGGAAGAGAUCUCACUCUUGAACACGAACAGCUCAUAAACCAGUGCUUAGAUACACUUAUGGACGACGGAGAAUUAGAAGAAGAAGUAGCUAAACUCUUAAGACCAGCACAAUCAAGGACUCCUAUAUUCUAUAUGCUCCCCAAAAUACACAAAGUUAACAAUCCAGGUAGACCAGUAGUAUCCUCCGUGAACAGCCACACGGAGAAGCUAUCAACUUAUGUGGACGAAUUUUGGAGACCUAUAGCAAGCUACCGUCAUACAUACAAGAUACCACACACUUCAUUAAGCGAAUACGGAGUUUGGGCAAGUUACCCGAAAAGUGUUACGCAACUCUGGAACGUAUCAAGCCUAUAUACGAAUAUAGACACAGACGAAGGACUCACUAUUGUGGAGGAAGAGCUGAGCAAAACAGACAAGAACCAAGCCAUCACCGAUUACAUUACCGUGUCUCCUCGAGAAGGUUCUUAA